Galleria mellonella (greater wax moth) is the source of this 780-nucleotide messenger RNA. RefSeq lists its product as uncharacterized. The coding region runs from base 1 to 780 and encodes 259 amino acids. NCBI's taxonomy places the organism in Eukaryota, Metazoa, Arthropoda, Insecta, Lepidoptera, Pyralidae. The record is from RefSeq and is a predicted model, not a curated record. The transcript is spliced from 4 exons.
AUGUUCUCUAAUUACUUUGCGUCUAUUUAUGGGUCAGAUACUCAAACACUGUUGGAUAAUAAUUAUGUGGCAAGGUACUUAUUGCCAUCAAACUUAGGCUAUGGACUUACGAAUGUUCAAUUUUCUAAAGAUGAAGUUUUGGCUAGGUUGAAGACAUUGGAUGUCAAUAAGGGUGCAGGUUCUGAUGGAAUUCCACCUCUAUUCAUAAGGGCAUGUGCAGAGAAUUUGGCUAUUCCAAUACAUCUCAUAUUUAACUUAUCACUAAAAACUGGUAUAUUUCCCUCACAAUGGAAAUUAGCAAAGCAUGGUUUUGUCAAGGCUAGAUCAGUGAAUACAAAUUUAGUAACAUUUGCUGAUUUUAUUACUGAAGCUGUAGAUACUAACUUGCAAGUUGACGCUAUUUAUACAGACUUUAGCAAAGCUUUUGAUUCAGUACCCCAUAAUAUUCUGCUGCAAAAACUAUCUUUAUAUGGUUUUGCAGAUCCUUUGCUAUCAUGGCUGAGAUCGAAAUGUCUUCAUAUAAAAUUCACUAGAAAACACAAUAAAAUUGCCUUUGAUUAUCACAUCUAUAGUGAAACUUUAAGUGAAGUGAGCACUAUAAGAGAUCUGGGUAUACUUCUAGACAGUAAAUUAACAUAUUUACCUCAAAUAGAGUUUGUAAUAGCAAAGGCAUCAAGAGCUUUAGGUUUUUCUGAUAUAACUCCUAAUGAAACAUUAUCAGUCGACUCUUCUACGGUCUCUGAUAUUUCUCCAAUUGAAAUUGAUUGUACGAAAGCCUAA